Messenger RNA from Exophiala bonariae, 2505 nucleotides. RefSeq lists its product as uncharacterized. The record is from RefSeq and is a predicted model, not a curated record. The transcript has a single exon. Gene Ontology annotation, molecular function: protein binding; mRNA binding. Gene Ontology annotation, biological process: mitochondrial gene expression. NCBI's taxonomy places the organism in Eukaryota, Fungi, Ascomycota, Eurotiomycetes, Chaetothyriales, Herpotrichiellaceae. The coding region runs from base 1 to 2505 and encodes 834 amino acids. Gene Ontology annotation, cellular component: mitochondrion.
AUGAAGCCUUCUAGUCUAACACGGAGCAUCAUCCGUGCAAUUGUGAACGACCGACCAUAUACCAUUAGAGGAUGCGAGUUACACAGACCACGUGUUCAGAGGUGCCGAUCCGUCCAGCCUCGUCAUGAGUACACUCAGAAACGUAAUUUCUUUGGUCUUGGUGGCGCCAUACAAACCUCACAGUCCAUCUUUCAAAACGCGAAGCCAGCCUCUCCGAACUUAGAGCGUGCCCUGGGAAAGCUCUCCGACCUAGUCAAAGCAAGAAGAAGCAAUUCAAGAUUUCCUCCUGAAAGCGAAAUCGUCGAUGCCUUUCGAAUGGUCUUCGCCUCUCGCCUCAAAUCACCGAGACAUCUGACUAGAAAUGAAGUCAACCUGGCCACCGAGGCAUUUAUACAUUUGCAAGAACGCAGUCAUCUGUUGACAGGUGAUGGGAGGACGGCAUUGCUCGAAGACGACCUGAAUAAUGUGUUAUUGGCACUGGCAUCCUCCACUGGGAGAGACCGCUAUCGAAGCGACGCAAGAAUUCUUGCCACCUAUAUAUUUGAAGCUCUACGGGAUCCUUCUACGUCUCGAGAAGAGUAUCUCUCCAAGCUCGGCAAAGAGCAAGUAAGUGGAUCUCUACUCGCGACAUACAUUACGGUUCUGUCCGCAACAGGGUCUGCACACGAUGCUCUAGAUCUGUUACGCAGAUCAUGGGGUGCUACAGAAAGGACAAGCCUACCUGUAUGGACAACUAUCUUGAGAGGCCUUGCCAGUGAAGGUCAUACUCAGGAGUUCUGGGAUGUUCUCAGGGAAGUUCAAGAUGAAAUGGGCUUACUUGAUGCUCCCUCACAGGAGAUGCUCAUUACCUUCUUUGCUGAACAUGGCGAGAUUACCAUGUUGAAGAAGGUAUUUGAAUUGUCUCUAGAAGAUGGCCAGGUUCCCACAACGCCAUCUCUCGUCAAAACACUAGACUCUUCCAUUCGACAGGGAGAGCUUGAAUGGGCGGCUCCGAUAGCCAAGGCAUUACAUGAACGAACUGAUUCCGGUGACUUGGCAGGAACACUUUUGUUAUGGUACACCCUUCACGAAGAUAAUGUGGACCACAUUCGAAGGAGAAUUGAAGAAAUGGCAGACUCGGGUGUGACGAAUGCCAUAACCAUGAAAACCUUAAACCGCAUUAUAGAAUACGCAUACCAGCAGCACAACCCGGAGAAAGCUUCAGAGUACGUCCAACUAUGUUCAAAACUGGGUCUCCAUCCAGAUGCCAGGACCAGAUAUCUCCAAUUGGAUUACGCAGUCAAACAAGGCAACCGUGACGCAGCCAUGGAGGCGUUUGAGCAACUUUCAGGAGAAGAGAUCCCGGUAGAUAGGUUGGAUGUACCGGUUGUCAAUCGCUAUAUUGCCUCACUCGCUUUCUCAGCCGACCACGAAUAUGAGCAUCUGAUGCAAGUCGUAGACCACCUCCUGGAAAGCAAAGGCGACCUGGAUGCCGAGGCUAUUGCAGGCUUGUCGCAAGUGUUUCUCGAAAAAGAUGAGAUCGACGAAGCAACUGGUCUCCUUCGCUACCGAGUCGACUCUCUCCCACUGGACGACCGCGCACGCAUCGCCGCGGUAUUCCUUAAAUUCAUCCCGGAUCUGAACAUUAAAGCGCAACGAGCAUAUAACGCCUAUGAACUCUUCCGCCACGCAUUCCCUGAAACACCCGUGCUCGACCGACUGCCCAUGAUGCAGAGCUUCUUCGACCGAAACCGUCCCGACCUCGCCUGCCUAGUCUUCGGCCACAUGCGCCAGCGGGAAAAUAAAGAAACCCGCCCAACAGCAGAAGCCUACGCGCAAUGUUUCGCCGGCAUCGCGAAAUGCAAAGACAUCGACGGUCUACAAAUGAUUUACAACAUGCUGAAGCUCGACCUAGAAGUGGACCAAACGACCCGAGUCCACAACGCCCUCCUCGCCGCGUACACAGAAUGCCAACAGCCCUUCGUCGGUAUCAUUGACCACUUCUGGAAAGUGAUGGAAUCGCGCGAAGGGCCAACCAUCAGCACCUUCCAACUCGCCCUGCGCGCGUGCGAGAAGUGGAUUCCCCAGGGGAGCCACGAAGCCCGACACAUCAUGGCAUUGAUGCAAUCCUUCAACCUGCGCAUCACCAAGGAGAUCUACGACCUGUACAUCGGUGCGCUCGCGGGGCAAUCCGAGUUCGAAAACGUCGUCGAACUCAUCGACGCCAUGGUAUCUGACAUCGGUGAGCAUCCCGACGCCUUCACGAUCGGGACCUUCUACAACGCCAUCCCCUGGCAGUUCCGCAAGGACGAGGUCGAGGCGUGGGCGAAGCAGGCGUAUCCCGAGGAAUGGGCCGAGCUAGAGUCAUACGGCGACGAGAUCGAUGAAGAGUGGGAGAUCCGGUAUUUCAAGAUCGAUCGUAAUCAGUUCAUCGACAUGCAUGAUGAGCUGCUGUUCGGGAGUGGCGAGUAUGAGCCCAGGUUGGCGAGGGAGAAGCAUCAGAGUCUGGAGAUGCCGAAGCUGUAG